AGUAGGAUACUUCCUUCUCGUGUGUGUCUCUCUCUCUUUCUCUCUGUCUCUCUCGUUGGUUCCAUGGUGCCCAAGUGAGCUCGCGUGGCUCCCUGUCGUCUACGGUGAUGGUUGUUUUUGCUGUAGCCACCAAUUCCUCUUCUUAUGUUGGUUGGUGUUCGACCUCGUUCUCGUUCUUCCUCUUUGGCGUCCUUGUCCUCCUCGUCCUCCUGCUCAUGGCACAUGAAGUCGUCCAACGUUGUUACUCGGUUCUUUCCCCGUUCGUUCGUUCAUUCGUUCGUUCAUUCGUUCGUUCGUUCGUUCGUUGGUUUGCUCGUUUGCUCGUUUGUCCGCUCCCUGGUCUUGGUCUUGGGCGUCCGAGAUCCGUCGCUUCUGAAUUGUGAGGAGGAAGAACGGCCGUAAAGCCCAAGAACACGGCAACCAUCACCUUCUCCUUCGUCUCCUUCUACUUCUUCUUGGCCGUCGUCGUCUUCUUGUCCUUCUUCUUUCCUAUGGAUCCGAGCUUUGUCUGCAAGUUCUUGCCCUCGUUCUCGCCCCCGCGACUCAAUUUAGUCUUGUUCAGAAAAUAACUAUCAGCUUCUGCAACCAGUCAAAGUUGGAACACGUUCCGAAGAGGACACUACUACUGACCCACGGCACAAUUUAGCUUCAGACAAAUACUACAGAGAGUGCGGCCUUCAUCAUCGAUCGGUUUGGGGAAUCUUCCUCAGAUUGAAACGGCUUAGCUCACUCAAAGUCGUUGUUAGUUGUUGUUAGUUCUCAAAUGCUCAUGACUUCAAAGCACGCAAGUGGUGGGUGGUGACAAGCUUGAGUUCGGGAACUUACCAUACUUCCGGGAGCGUACCGAGCAUUCACUCACUCCCUUGCCCUUGAGCAACAAUUGGGUGCUAGUUCACAAUCCUUGGUGGAGCAUAAUUUGAUUGCAGGAAUUGGUCUCCUCAUGACUUUUGGAUGGCGACAAGGCUGUGACCGCCUUGUUUAGGUGUCACAACCUCACACGGCACUCACUCAGAACCCCCUCAAAAAGCCGGUGGCGUCGCAGUUGACCGCCUUCGAUUCUGCAACAGGAUGUUGUUGGGGUUUCACGCUGAAGACCGCUUCUUCCAGUUAAGUACCAUUUGGGUUAAUGCGAUGUUGGUGCUUACAUCGUUGAUCCCAAUCGUUUCCUUGAUUUAAACGCCCCCACUGGCAUUGACGGCUUCCCCAGUGGCUUGGAAUCAAAUUGAUUACCUACUCUAAUGCUUGGUCUUCAGCGCAGCUCUGAAUCACCAAUGAUUCGCUUGAUCUUGAUCAGUUGGCAUCUGUUGACGCUCUGUGGCUCUCGGGCUAGCAACGAGGUUUUGAAUCGGGCCGCUUCUGACUUGAAUUCAAUAGACAUAAACAACCAUUCUCCACUUGUGAUGCCAUCAUCAAUUCAAACUGGCCUUCCCUUGGGCGAACAGUCCUCCGUUGUCCGUGAUCAAAGUACCUUGAAAACUUCCAGUAAUUUGUUCCAGACAUCUCUCAAAGACUCGAACGUCCUCUCUUCACAUUUUUCAUUGCCAGCAUUACAACUACCACAACAAGAGCAACAAACAUCAUCACCAGCAGUGACGACAACAACAGCAGCAACAGUCGCCGCAGAAGCAGCAACAGUAGCAGCAUCUACAUCAUCAAAUUCAAUCAGUCACAAUCUCUACCAAUAUUCUCAGGAGCCAUCCCCUUCAUUUUCGUACGCGCUGCCCCCGAAGACUCCCUCUUCCAAGGCAAAUAUUUUCCCCAACUCCGAACUUUUAAGGAAACUUUCACAGUCCAGUUCGAGCAAUGGUUUGAGCCGCCCACAAAGCCUUCAAGGUCAACCAGAGGGUCGGACUCCAACGUCAGCAUUGUUACCACUCUCAUCAGCAGAAGUAUCAGUAUCAGCAGUAUCAGCAUCAUCACCUCCUUCGUCUGAAACACAAGAGGGACACUCUAAUCCAUAUGUGCGCGACAAGCGAUCAGCCAGUCCAAAUCAUCACAGUUCUGACAGUGCCAUCUACCUCAAUACGCCUUUGUCCAGGACAGGGCGGGACCGCUUUAAGCAUUCUUGGCGCCGACGAAAAUCCUUUUACGGACCUCCGAUGGAGGUAUCCAACCCUUCCUCCGCAUCCUCUCGCGUCUUAAAGCAGUCUUCCCUCUCUGAGUUUGAGUCACACUCAGAUCCCAACCCUCGAAAUCACCAUCACAAUCGCCGUGAGCAUCAACAGAAUUCGAAUGCGCUUUUCCCCCGAAGUAGUGACACAAACAAUAAGAACAAUAACAAUUUUGAUGACGACAACAGCAGCAACAACAUGAAUAACAACAACAACAAUAACACACCGUUGUCCCAACCAAGGGUGUCCCAGAGUUCUUACCGGUCCCAUCGAGUCGUCUCCCCCGAGUCUCUGGACAACAGGAACCUGUGGAAACCACCUGGCUCCCAGACUGACCUGUCCAUGCCCACAGGCCUACAAGAGGGCCCCGUGGUGGCUGCCAGUAUGUCUGAAUCGGCUAAUCUGGCCAACAACUCGCCAGUGGAAGCCUUUGCUGCCGUCGGGCAAGAUCUGGCCAGAAAUCUCAUGAUGAGGACACCUCGGUCCGGUCGAAGAUAUGAAGUUCCUCAAAUUGAAUGUCCUCGGACCAGCGAUCGCAUGGAGCUGUUUGCUUGUCCCACUCCUGAUUUCCGAGGUCGCUAUCGAUGCAUUGACGACCGGGUUCUAUGCAAUGGCUUCUUCGAUUGUCCCGGACACGAAGACGAGAACCCUGACCAAUGCCUCUUCUACAAGACUACGAAAGCCCACCUCGACAUCCUCGCUGAAGCUUUACUCCGAUGGGCACGAGGCCGAUAAGAAUGAGGCGUCUGGCCAUCCAGCGUCGCAACUAAAAAACCAAAAUAAGAGUCCUCGAAUCCUCGUGACCUCCAACAUGAAGACGGCGCCAAACGAAGCACUCGAACUCUAAUGUUGUCAAAAAAGAAGCCGGAGAGCCUGAUUGAUUUUUCGAUCCCAUUUUUUGGAAAAUGAGCCCUUACUAGCAAGCACUCGAGUGGACUUCGAUGAUACAAUUGAUGGCGAUGAUGAUGACGAUGAUAAUAAUCAUCGCCUCGUCUGAUCUUUUUUCUACGACCUUUCAAGCUGACAGACAUUUUCCGGGGUCACGUGGAACAUUCACAGUUUAUCCCGAUCCUGAUCAACGACGAGUCCUCAGAUGAGGUCAACUGAUUGUCGCCGAAGGCCACCCACAACCUCGCAGGGCUUACUGUGUACUAACUAACAACCCUACCUACCUACCUACCUACCUACUUAGAGAGUCGGCCUUGUAGCCAGUAGUCGACAAACGACUGAUAUGUCGGAUAUUUUUGGAAAGAUCAUUUCUGACUUCUUGUUCCAAUUCAUCUCCCAACUCUAAACUAAUGUAAGUGCUAGCGUACGUCUUCGUCCUCUUCCACUUCCUCCUCCUCCUCCUCCUCCUCCUCCUCCUCUUCCUCAAUUGGUUUCUAUCAUCAUGGAAAGUGAAGAUGAAAACAACAACACUCCCCCGCUAUCCACAUUACGUGCCCUCCCCUCUACCAAUUCUCCGACAAUUCUUGUUGUUCGUUGAAAACUCUUAUUUUUUCAUAUCCAGUAGCAUAAGGACAAACAAGCUUGCCCAGACACAAUCCCAAAGUAGCGCCACAGAAACAUAAGAACGAAGCCUUGGCCAAAUUCUGGAAAAUGCCCACUCUUCUCCGUGAAUAACUUAUGACCUUAUACACUAUUUGGUAAAUUGAACCACGUUAAUAGUAAUUGCGCCUUAGGCUCGUUGGAUGUGAGUCGGUAUUCCAUAUUGUGAAACUUAAUAAUAGUCGAGUUCGACAUCCAAAUUGUUAGCACGCCAAAGAAAAAACUGUACAAGCUAAAGGGCCAUCUUGCCCACCCCCAAUUU
This is a messenger RNA of Tigriopus californicus, 3921 nucleotides long. RefSeq lists its product as uncharacterized. The transcript has 3 exons. Gene Ontology annotation, biological process: positive regulation of MAPK cascade. Gene Ontology annotation, molecular function: transmembrane receptor protein tyrosine kinase activator activity; protein binding. The record is from RefSeq and is a predicted model, not a curated record. Gene Ontology annotation, cellular component: terminal bouton. Lineage: Eukaryota; Metazoa; Arthropoda; Copepoda; Harpacticoida; Harpacticidae. The coding region runs from base 1239 to 2846 and encodes 535 amino acids.